Messenger RNA from Quercus robur (English oak), 1848 nucleotides. RefSeq lists its product as uncharacterized. The transcript has a single exon. The coding region runs from base 239 to 1321 and encodes 360 amino acids. Lineage: Eukaryota; Viridiplantae; Streptophyta; Magnoliopsida; Fagales; Fagaceae. The record is from RefSeq and is a predicted model, not a curated record.
UGAACUUAUUCCACGUGGCUAUUAUCUAAAGGUACAAAAUCCAACCAUCUCGUACACCACACAUCAUCCCAAGGCUUACAACAAAAGACCCAAAUUUCCAAACUAGAUAAAAUCCUUCAUCACAUCCACACAACACAAAUUUCCCUCCUUAAAAACCUUAACCACCCCCCAUUGCAUAACUAGAAAAUUCAUUUGCAUAUCACCCCCAAAAAAAGCAAAAUUCAUCCAACGGCCCAAAAUGGGUUGCACCACUUCCAAGCCCAAUCAAAUCAAGGCAACCGUCGAUGUGUACCGACCAGCUCCCACGAGCUUUGCAGUCUUCGACAUCAACGCCAUCCAAGAGCCCUGGCUCAUGAUCGACCAUAAGCCUCAGGAGCACCAAGAAAAAGAAGAUAAGCCCUCGCACGUGCCAGUCCCUAUUCUCGAAAAGCUUCACACGCUCGAAAAAUCCGACUCCCCUCUCUCCUGGGACGAAGUCAGCAAAUCCGUAUUGUCGGACCUCAAGCCCAAACCCGAGCCCAACACUAAACCCGUUUUCACGUCAGUAAAAGCUGAACCGGCUCCACCCAAUAAGAACGCGCCACGUAAGAGCAUGUCUUUUCACACGGUGGAAGAACUCGACGCCAAGGCGAAGAAGAAGCUAACAACUCCUAAUAAUAAACCGGUCGAGUUGAGAAAGACCGAGUCGAUGCGGGCUGAGUCGACCCGGACGGAGUGGACUCAGUCCGAGUCGGUGAGUUUGAGGUCUGUGAAGGAGAAUAUAUUCGUGGUGAGGGAUAGGAUGGAGAGAGAAAGAGAAGGGAAAGUGGCGAGUUUCAAUAAGUGGGACCCACUGAGCGAGUUCCCAGAGAAGUGUCCCAAAAACGGUGGGGCCGACUCGGUGGUUCUCUACACGACGUCGUUGCGAGGAGUUCGUCGCACGUACGAGGAGUGUAACCGUGCGAGGACGAUUUUCGAAACUCACCGAGUCGUGUUUGACGAGCGAGACGUGUCGUUACACUCCGAGUUUAGGACCGAGUUGAAGGAGUUGCUGGGCGAGUCUGACUCGGUGAGUGUGCCGAGGGUGUUUGUGAAGGGAAGGUAUAUUGGGGGAGUGGAGGAACUGGUUGAGUUAAACGAGUCGGGUCGACUCGGGAAGAUACUGAGUUACGCACGUGUGGAGAGAGGGGUGGGGAGGCAAGCGUGUGAGGGGUGUGGGGGUAUGAGGUUUGUGCCGUGUUUGGAGUGUAGUGGGAGUUGUAAGGUUUUGAAGAAUGGGGAUAGGGAGAGGUGUGAGAAAUGUAAUGAGAAUGGGUUAGUGCAAUGUCCAGCUUGUAAUUAGGAGAGAGUUGGUGGGUUGAUUGUAAUGGGCCGUGACGUAAAGACGAAUGUCUUAAAUUAUAUCUCUCACAUUUUAUAUAUAUAUAUAUAUAUAUAUAUAUAUGGAGUUUUUGGAAUAUCACAUGAGUAAGGAGUAGGAUAGUUUAGCCAAGGGUUGAAACACUGUCUUUAUAUCCAAAAUAUUUACAUAGGGUUUGAUUUUAGUUUUUGAAAAAAAAAAUAUGAAAAAUCAAAACCGUAAAAAAUUUGAGAAAUUGGGGUUUUGGUGGGUAUUGUAGGUUGUAACUAUUGUUACUAACGUAUAAGGAAUGGGUUAUGGCUAGAAAAUUGUUGAUGUUUGCAGUGUAAUUUAACGAUGACCAGCUCGAAUUUAUGAAUGGGCUUGGCAAAGAUAUUAGGGUACUCUAGGAAGUUAAAAGCUGAAGUUUCUUCCCUGUUGGCUAUGUAUUUUCACGCAUUUGUGGGUUAUUUAACUUUGAUGUGUGUCAGUUUAGAACUUCUAAUAAAAUGUAUACUUGUUGAUGUCUC